CUCCGUAAGUCUCGUCUUCGUCUUCGUCUUCGUCGUCGUCUUCAUCUUCAAGCAAAGAGCCGUUUUUCACUCCAUCAGAUCUGCCUGCAUUCCCCUCAUCUUCACAAACCCUCUCUUCAAAGUUCGAAUUCAAAGCGCUCUCUCUCUCUCUCUCUCUCUCACAUCGGUUGCUUCGUCGGUUGAGCAAUCGGCCUUGGUUUGCUGGCAGUUUCCAUCGUCUCGGUCGCAAUGUUGCUGCGCCGCUCCUUCUCUGUGUUGACUCUUCUGCUCAUCGUCUUCAGCAUCAUCGCGGCCUCCGACGGUCAGCCCGCCAACUCGCCUGCUCCCGCUCCUGAACUCCCCGCCGAUGCUCCGACCGCGCCAUCACCCUCUCCUCCCCAAGCUGGAUCGCCGGCGAGUGCGCCUCUGAGCCCGUUCUCGUCGCCGCCUGCUCCCCCUCCGUCGGACGGCUCCUCUCCGGCGAUGUCUCCUCACCUUCCGUCCGAAUCCCCUGUUCCUUCGCCGUCGCCGAGCGAAUGGGACGACUUCAACCACAGCGGUGUGGAUCCGGAGAAGUCCUCCGGAGGUGGAAUGAGCGGCGGCAAAAAGUUUGGGAUCGCGUUCGGAGUGAUCGUGCUGGCAGGACUCGUCAUCUUCGGAGGAUUGGUGUACAAGAAGAGGCAAGAUAACAUACGCCGAGCUCGGUACAAUUACGCUGCUGGAGCAGAUAUCCUGUAGGAGGAACAGUUCUUCUUCGUACCGUCAGCCAUUGAUAUCUGCUUGGCGAGAACAGUGAGUACCAUGCAUGCAUCGUCUCGUCCAAUCUCUGGCGCUUGUAUUCUAAUAGAGAUCUCUUUAGUUAUUCCGACAUUGAUAGAUUGUUUAAUUUUUAGUGAUAAUAUCGGAUAUAAUUAUGAUGCAUUUCUUUUAUCGUGCA
Molecule: messenger RNA, 916 nt
Organism: Punica granatum (pomegranate)
Lineage: Eukaryota; Viridiplantae; Streptophyta; Magnoliopsida; Myrtales; Lythraceae
Source: RefSeq, a predicted model, not a curated record